GCGGCGCGGAGGCGCAGCCCUUCCAGAGCUUCUGCGCGGGGGCCAGGGCUGUCUUGGUUGCCCUGUGCGACGGGAAGGGUCCGCGCACGGCUGCGGCGAACGGAGCGGCGCCUCCCGUCCAGGCCGCCCUCGCGCAGCUGCAGCAGGGCAUCGACGACUUCGCGGCCCUGAGCCGCGAGGUCUGGGAGCUCCACGCCUACUUCGUCUUCCUCGACAUCAAGGGCGACAGCGCCCUCCUGGAGACGGUGGCGACGCAGCUCUGCAAGACCCUCAGGUGCUCAGCGAAGUCCUUGAUCGCUUGCACCGAGCGGACGGAGCGUUGGGUGGAGGAGGCCCUCGUCAUGCUGGCAAAGCAGGAUGGCAGCGAGAUGCUUCAGAAGCGUCACGCGGCGGCGCUGAAUCAGUGGCGACUAGCGUGGGUGGAGCUCAUGCGGCAGGCUCCGGAGCUGCAGCGCAGGCUCGCGUUCAGAGACGAGGAAGAGGAGCCCGGCGAAUGGUUUUGGGCCAGAUACUUCCAGCGGGUUUGCUCGGUCACUUGGGCUGAUUUUAUCAGCGGAUUCCAGGACUUCUAUUUGCGCGGGCACUGCCCCGUGGACAUAGCCGACCAGCUUCGCGCUGAGCUUGACCCUCGUUUCUCGCACAUUAUCCGGUACUCGGACUGGAAGAGUCUCGCCGGAGGGCACCCUGACGUCGUUGGCCUGAUUGAUUCUCUCUUGGACAAGGCGUUAGCAGAGGUCGCCGAGCGCAUCUACCGCAGGCAGCCGCUGGACCAUGGGCACCUGCUCGGGGAGGCCGCGCUCCAGGCCAGUCCGGUGGCGGAGGCCGGCCCAUCGGCGCCGCAGCCCGACUCCGAGCGCAGCUCGCCGUGGUGUCCAGCGGGGGUGGGCGCCGUGGGGCCCGUCGAGGUCGACCGCGCCAAGGGCGGCGCCCUGGGUGACGCAGAGGACCCGC
Messenger RNA from Prorocentrum cordatum, 951 nucleotides. NCBI's taxonomy places the organism in Eukaryota, Dinophyceae, Prorocentrales, Prorocentraceae. The record is from the annotation of a GenBank genome assembly.